Molecule: messenger RNA, 1398 nt
Organism: Acanthamoeba castellanii str. Neff
Lineage: Eukaryota; Discosea; Longamoebia; Acanthamoebidae
Product: carrier superfamily protein
Exons: 14
Coding region: 1-1398 (465 amino acids)
Biological process (GO): transmembrane transport
Molecular function (GO): transmembrane transporter activity; calcium ion binding
Source: RefSeq, a predicted model, not a curated record
AUGCAUGAGGGUGACGUCAAGCGUAUACUGGAUGCCGUGGACACCAAGGGACGAGGCUCUCUCAACUUUGAGCAAUUCUACCAUGUGUUCGUGGGCCUGAAGAUAUUUCACAGCUUCGACAAGCGAGAUCGCGGCUCAAUUCAUCGCGAGGAGCUGCGCAACGCUCUCCGAUCCGUCAGCCUGCAUCCGGAAGAGGAGCGGCUGGACGACAUGCUGGCCAUGACCGAGCCGGUGCAUCCCACCAAGGUGACCUUCCCCGAGUUCCUCGAAAUCUUCGUCGAGGCGCAAAGGGAAGACGACCCGCACAAGGUGGAGCGAUAUUUGAAGCAUGCGCUGAGCUACUGGUACACGGGUGCCGGAUUGCCACUUCCCGGCGGGAUGCUGCCCAUGGCCCAGCAGCUCACGCCGCUGCAGGAUUUCCUGGCCGGAACACUUGCCGGCGUCGCCAUCACACUGGUGGGCCAUCCGUUCGACACCAUCAAGGUCCGGCUGCAGACUGGACAGAAGGGCCUUUUCUCGGGCGCCAUCGACGCCACCAUGCGCACCAUUCGCAAAGAGGGGGUGCGAGGCUUGUACAAGGGCAUGGGUUCGCCCAUGGCCAGCAUUCCCCUGGUCAACGCCAUCGUGUUCGCAGCCUACGGCCAGGCCAAGUCUUUCCUACGCGACCCUGACGAUCCCGACAAGCCGCUCAAUUUGUGGCAGCUGGCGCUGGCCGGCGGUUGGGCGGGCUUCGUCAACAGCUUCAUCAUUUCGCCCGUCGAGUUGGUCAAAACGCGCCUCCAGAUCCAAUACAACGCGCCCACUUCCUUCUUUGGAUCGCGUGGGGAGGCGCAGGAAAAGGUGCACAAGGGUCCCAUCGGUGUGAUCAGGCACAUCGUCAAGGAGCGGGGCGUCUUCGGCCUCGCCAAGGGCAUGAGCGCCACCAUCUACCGAGAGAUGCCGGCCUACGCGGGCCAGUUCAUGGUCUACGAGCUGGUCAAGCGCUGGCUCAUCUCGCUCCACAACACCGACACUUACACAGCCGACGGAGACGACCUUCACCCGCUGGAGCUGCUGCUGGCGGGCGGCAUGGCGGGCCUCGGGGCGUGGGUGACGUCCUACCCCAUGGACUUCAUCAAGACCCAGCUCCAGGCCGAACCAGAGGGCUCCUCCAAGUACCAGAAGAACCGCUUCCUCCUUGACGGCGGGUUCGUGGAUUGCUUCCGCCAGCACGUGCGAGAGAACGGGUGGCGCAGCGUGUGGAAGGGCUUCGGACCGUGCGUGUCGCGCGCCUUCCCGGCCAACGCCGCGGGCUUCCUUGCCUACGAGAUCGCGGCCAAGCUCAUCCGCGAGCGACAGGAGGAGAAGGACGCUGCCGCUUCCACCGCCACCGCCGCCGCCGCCACUACCGCCCAAUAG